Molecule: messenger RNA, 1859 nt
Organism: Branchiostoma belcheri (Belcher's lancelet)
Lineage: Eukaryota; Metazoa; Chordata; Leptocardii; Amphioxiformes; Branchiostomatidae
Product: 8-oxo-dGDP phosphatase NUDT18-like
Exons: 7
Coding region: 204-1202 (332 amino acids)
Molecular function (GO): 8-oxo-dGDP phosphatase activity; 8-oxo-GDP phosphatase activity; magnesium ion binding
Source: RefSeq, a predicted model, not a curated record
UUGACCUCCAGAUGAUGACGUAUGCGGAAGUGACAGGGAAACAACACAGAGGUACGCUGGAAGGACGAAAUUCUCUCUGGAAAACGGUUUGGAACAGAUGCCCUAAACCAGCUUUACCUCGCUUGCAGCCCAUGCUACACUAUAGACGAAACAAAGCGGCAGAUACAUGUAUAGAUAGCCACUUGUCAACAAGUUGCUGAGUGAUGUCUGAAGCGGAGACGGACCUGCUGAGGAUCCUGAGUGGAGAGACUCCAGGACCGUUUGUGUGUGAUGUGGACCCCAUAGGGGCUGACUCAGACAAAGAACAUGUGAUAGCAAAGAAGACCGCCGGCUGGAUCGUGUGCGGUGUUCUGCUGAACGACCAGGGACAGGUGCUGAUGAUGCAGGAGGCCAAGAGGUCAUGUCGGGGCACCUGGUACCUCCCCGCAGGCAGGAUAGAACCCAAUGAGACCUUCCAGGAAGCUGUAUGUCGAGAGGUUGAGGAGGAGACAGGCCUGACCUUUGAACCCUCCACCCUCCUCAUGGCAGAGGUCAACGGGGGUCACUGGGUCAGGCUGACCUUCACGGGGACGGUCACGGGAGGGAAGCUGAAGACUCCUGCUGAGGCAGACGGGGAAUCCCUGCAGGCACGCUGGUGCAGUGUGCAGGACGUCAGGACAGAAAACGACAUGCCCAUCAGAGCCAAGGACAUCUUCCCCAUCAUAGACCUGGCUGUGCAGCACCAGUCCACACCAGAGUCCCAGAAACCCCCAUGUGUACUCCCAGUCUUACAGGCUCACAAGUUUGUCAGUCUCAGGCUUGUUCUACUCAAGGGGUGCUCAGAAGGGACUGUUCCAGAGUUACUGGUGAGAACCACCCCCACCCCCCACCUUCCCACCACACGGAUGUUACUCAAGGACUGGUCCAUUAUCUUACCUCUACUCAGGCUUCUUAGGACAGCUCUGGUGCUUACGGGUGAUGCACUUUCAGGUAAACUGCCAAUCCAGCUUGUAGGUGUGUUAGGUGUUGAACACCUGGGAAAACCACAUGGCCUCGCUGAUGGCAUCUGUCUCACCUUACUCUAUACACUUGCAGUCGGGGAAGACACGCCUCCAGAGACAACUCAUGAAUAUUCAUGGUGUCCAGUGACCAAUGAGGAGUUGAGAGCAAGGCUGAUUGACACUUGCGAGAACAACAAAUGUAUAAAGUUCAAAGUGCAUUAGAAAGAAUAGAUAAGUCAACUUCUUGCCAAAUAUUAUGUUAAAUUUUUUUAAAAUCAUUCUCCUAUGGAAACAUUUAAUUUCAGGUCAUUUGCAAUUACAUGUAUCUUUGUGAAGUUUUGAUAUAUGUAGAUACUAAAUUAGACUAAAUCUAAUUGCUUCCAUGAAAAAUUGUAUUUUGUGAUUUAUAUGUGUAGCCAUCUCUUAUCAAAAUAUACUCUUUUGCUGUGUUUGAGUUUUUAGUUUGACUAGUAUAAACAAUUAAAAGUCUGACCAGUUUAUACUCUUCAUGUAAUUAAGUGCCUGUCAGGACAGGUUGAUUCAAAACAGCUCAACAAAGUUACAUUUUUACACAUUUAUUGGGUAGAGAGAAGAAACAUGUGGACAAAGCGUAUCACAUCAUCUAAGGUGUGCUUUCUAUCAGUAUCAAUUUUAACAGGUGGCACUUGUGCAAGCAAUACUGAGGAAUAAAUACUGUAUGUAGUUUUGCAGUUAGGUAAAGAAAAGGAAUGGCAUCGAAAUCUAUACAGAAUCCUCUUCCUUUGAGUACAGUGUGCAGGUACAUACGUGAAGCAUUAAAGAUGCACCAUACUUUCCUAUUCUAUGUAUAUCACUUACAAAUACAUGUACUUUGUUUGUAGCUAUCGAAGCAUCUGCUUU